AUGAUCGGACUUGUAGCUAUAUCCGUUGUAUGCUUUCUAGCAACUUUUUCGCGGGCUGGAUCAGUCACGCAAGAUGAUUUUACCGGUGUUGGACGGAUUCAUGUUCUCAAGUCCGACGACUGGAAGACAGCCAACCCUUCCCAGAUCAUAGGAUGCUUGGAUGAUCUAGGCAGAUUCGUCAGUGGAGAGAAGAAAGAGGAUUGCGGUGUUUUCGCACACAUAAACACCUACCCGAGCACGUUGUCGAGUAGCAAAGGGAACUGUAGCUUCACGAAUUCCAAGGCCGAGAAGAACUUGGACAGCUACUACGGAAGAAGAGACAGCGCCUGGUCUUGCGCACCAGGGAACGUUGCAAAGCCUAUGGAUGCGCUUUACACUCUCGAUGGCUUCGAGUAUCCAUUCCUUUGCUUUGGAGACAUCGCGUGCUUCUAUGAUUCAAAAGAAGCGCCACAGAAGGGAGAGAACACAUCUCUCUGGCAAUUCCGAUGGGGCUCUAUGCAGCGAGGGGUUCCGGAAGGUCACAUACAGCUUCAGCUGAUGUGGGAGAAGAUCGGGGACCUGACGAAGAAAGCCAACACAGAGAAGGCCCCCAGUCGGUUGAUGGGAUUCUCGAACGUCUUGCAGACACUUUUCCGUGGCCCAGAGAUGGAUGCUUGA
This is a messenger RNA of Aaosphaeria arxii CBS 175.79, 657 nucleotides long. RefSeq lists its product as uncharacterized. NCBI's taxonomy places the organism in Eukaryota, Fungi, Ascomycota, Dothideomycetes, Pleosporales. Bases 1 to 657 code for a protein of 218 amino acids. The record is from RefSeq and is a predicted model, not a curated record. The transcript has 2 exons.